Messenger RNA from Podarcis raffonei (Aeolian wall lizard), 2206 nucleotides. RefSeq names its product myelin protein zero like 2 (gene MPZL2). Gene Ontology annotation, cellular component: membrane. The transcript is spliced from 6 exons. The record is from RefSeq and is a predicted model, not a curated record. Gene Ontology annotation, biological process: cell-cell adhesion. NCBI's taxonomy places the organism in Eukaryota, Metazoa, Chordata, Lepidosauria, Squamata, Lacertidae. Bases 123 to 761 code for a protein of 212 amino acids.
UUGGCUCCACCUUGUUUAGUCCCGAGCCAGAAGGGCACCUGAGAGGAGUGGCUGUACUCUGCUGCAGCAGUCCGCCUCCUCUCCACUGUCCCAGCGGCUGGCACUGCCUGUGGAGUGUGGACAUGGCACCUUGUUCCCAGGGGCUGCCUGGCCCCAGCUGGGUGGGCUUCCUGCUGCUAGUGCUCUGGCCUGUGUCAGCCGUGGACAUUUAUACCCCUAAGUCCCUGGAAGUCCUGAACGGGACAGAAGUGCGCUUGAAAUGCACCUUCCGCAGCUAUUCUGCAGUCGGGUCAAAGUUGACAGUGUCCUGGCACUUCCAGCCUGAGGAACCUGGCAGAUCUGAGUUUGUUUUCUACUACAGUGAGGAGCCUUUUCCACCGACAUCAGGCCGCUUCAAAGGCAGAGUCACAUGGGAUGGCAACAUCCACAAGAACGACGGCUCCAUUAUCCUUUGGGACACCAAGCCCAGUGACAACGGGACCUUCCAGUGCCAUGUGAGGAACCCGCCUGAUGUGGACGGUCCGACUGGCGAGAUCCAGCUACGAGUGGUGACGAAAGUGACUUUCUCAGAGAUCCACAUCCUAGCGUUCAUCAUUGGCGCUGUCUGUUUUCUGAUGAUUGUCAUCGUCGUGGUGGUUGUCAUCUGCCGCUACCGGAAGAGAAGGCAUGGAGAUAUGGAGUCAGAGGUGGAGGAGACAGAACUGCCAGAGAAGGAGAAUUUGAAAGAGACAGAGAAGCACCUGCUGGAAGAGGGAGCCUAAUGUGCCCGGUCUACUGCCCACCCCCAUAGGAGCUGGAGGCUGGUUCUUCAGAGUUCUGGAUCAGAGGUGGCGGAUGCCACAAGACAGCUGUCCCUGAUUCCCUUGCCUUAGAGAAGUGCAUCAUCACUGUUAUCUUCAAAGGCCCUCUGAGGCUGCAGCUCUUGGUGGAAAGACCUUAAGGCUUGGCCUAUAGCAGAGUUUGGCAGUUCCUAGUGAUGCUAUAGUGUGUGGGGGGGGAGUCAUGGGGGGGUCCCCAGCCCUGGCCUGGUGCGUAUCUGUGAGGAAUUAUUCCAAGCAAACUACUGAAAGGGGGGGCCCCUCCAUGUACAACUGUCAGAGAAGGCAAAGACUCUAACACACAGCCUUUUUCUCAACUAGGGCUAUGCCAUUCUUGCACAAAUACAGUCCAACUUUCUAAGUUUCUGGGGAGCUCAGCCUGGCUAGACUCCUGAGGCUUAAAGGAAAAUAAUAAUAAUUAAUUAUUAUUUGUACCCAUAGAGGCCCUCUCUACCCCUACAGAGCUAAAUUUGCUGUUAAACGGAGAAUAGAAACAGAGUUGAAAAGGACCAUCAGUGCAACCCCUUGCAAUACAGGAAUCUUUUUGCCCAAGGUGGGGCUCAAACCCACAACCAUGAGAUUCUCCUGCUCUGCCAGCUGAGGUGUUGCUCGGAGUCACAGCCCACAGUGCUCCAAUCAUCCUAUAACCAGCAGUUCAGUAUCCACAGUAGCUCCAAUAUCUGUAGGGUUGGUCAACAUUUUGAGCCCAGGAAGAAAGAAGCUGAUGAUGGGUGGGGCGUCUGGGUUUCUGUUUCUUCACAGUGAGCCAUCACCAUUCCUUUCCCUGCGCACCCUGCUCCCCAUGCGCAAGCCAGGAUUCUCUUCCUCCUCCUCCUCCUCCUGGAUUUCUUCAGCCGCUGUGGUAUCUGGAGAUGCAAACGGACUUGUCCAAAUGCUGCGACAAACCCCUCUUCCCGCAGAACUUGCACCCAGGGCCAUUUGCAAUUCAACAGCUUUCAGGACUGGAGGCUUUUCAGGAAGCCUCAGCCAGCCUUUCUCUGUGCUGUAUAUUUAUUGCUCAGAAACUGCCUUUCAGCGCUCCAAACCAGGCCAGUUCAGCCUCUGCUUGCCCCACUAUUUGGGGAGGGGGCGAGGUCACAUCUGUAGAGCCCCUUCCUCCUCUGCUAGAGGACAUGCUCCUUCCCCCGCCAGCCUGCCUUGCAGGGGAGCAGGGGGUCGUCCUGGGCCCCUGAGUCAACUGCCAAGCGGGCCCGGUCCGCUUCUGGAUAUGGAAAGUGGUCGGGGGAGGGGGCACCUUGGGGGCGCGGGUUUGUCCUUUGCCGGCCCGGCCCUGAAGUUUAGUUGUCCGUAAGAGUCUGGUUACGCAAUUGUAUGUAAAUAAGUUGUAUUUCACAAUAAAAACCGUAGACCUUUGGAAGUCAAGCGAA